Messenger RNA from Zasmidium cellare ATCC 36951, 732 nucleotides. RefSeq lists its product as uncharacterized. Gene Ontology annotation, molecular function: GTPase activity; nickel cation binding. The transcript has 3 exons. The record is from RefSeq and is a predicted model, not a curated record. Lineage: Eukaryota; Fungi; Ascomycota; Dothideomycetes; Mycosphaerellales; Mycosphaerellaceae. The annotation marks the transcript as partial.
CACUCACACGACGGUCACUCGCACUCCCAUGAAGGUACAGCCGACCAUGGCCAUAGCCAUGAGAUCCUCGACGGGCCAGGAUCGUUUCUGGGUCGCGAAAUGCCCAUCAUCGAAGGUCGUGACUGGAAAGAGAGAGCUUUCACCAUAGGUAUUGGUGGACCAGUCGGCUCCGGCAAGACCGCCCUGAUGCUCGCUCUAUGUCUUGCACUUCGUGACAAGUACAACAUCGCUGCUGUGACCAACGACAUCUUCACGAGAGAAGACUGCGAGUUCCUCACCAAACACAAAGCUCUACCGGCAGAGCGGAUCCGAGCGAUAGAAACAGGUGGCUGCCCGCAUGCUGCAGUGCGAGAGGAUAUCUCUGCCAACUUGGCGGCUCUGAUCGAUCUGCAUAAAGAGUUUAACACCGAGAUUUUGCUCAUUGAGAGUGGCGGUGACAACUUGGCUGCCAACUACUCUCGAGAGUUGGCAGACUACAUCAUCUACGUGAUCGAUGUCAGCGGAGGUGAUAAGAUUCCACGGAAGGGCGGUCCGGGCAUCACGCAGAGCGAUCUCUUGAUCGUGAACAAAACGGACCUGGCAGAGCUCAUUGGCGCGGACCUGAAUGUCAUGGACCGAGAUGCAAGAAAGAUCCGUGAGGGCGGACCAACGAUUUUUGCGCAGGUCAAAAACGGGAAAGGAAUGGACCACAUUGUAGACCUCAUCCUGAGUGCCUGGAGAAGCAGUGGAGCA